AUGCUCGCCUCUGCUUUUAGUCUCUUCACCCGCGGUCUCCGCAAGAACGAUGGCAGCAAACGGCUACAUGACGAAAGCGACACCGGGUAUCGCAUUCCAGGAUGUGUUUUCUGCGACAUCUCGCGAGAGAAGGGCUUUGACGUAGUCUGGGAGGACGAGACUUUUAUAGUAUUCAAUGAUCACAGUCCAGCGGCAAAGCAUCACUUACUCGUCAUCCCGAAGAGACAUGUCGAGAGCGUGAAGACUCUCAAACCGUCGGACGCUCCCAUGAUACAACGUAUGUCCGAGAUCGGCCACAGCCUCCUCGGCGAACUCUCUGUGCCCGCUGCCUCGCGCAUGAUGGGCUUCCACAUCCCCCCGUUCAACUCCGUUGACCACCUGCACCUACACGUCCAAGGCCUGCCGUAUAAGAGUGUCUGGAGGAAAGCGAAGUACCCGUAUGUCAAAAGAAGUCAGGGUGUGCAGAAAGGGUGGACGUGGUUCGCAGAGGUAGGCCAGGUGCAGAGUAUUUUAGAAGGAGGUGGAGAGGUGCGAGUCGCGCCUUGUUAGAGACUUACGUGCAUAUUGGUAUGGUGAGCCGUACCCAUGUAGCUGCUUGUGCAUAGGACACCAAUUCGGAUGAGUAGUGCA
Molecule: messenger RNA, 630 nt
Organism: Phanerochaete carnosa HHB-10118-sp
Lineage: Eukaryota; Fungi; Basidiomycota; Agaricomycetes; Polyporales; Phanerochaetaceae
Exons: 4
Coding region: 1-549 (182 amino acids)
Molecular function (GO): catalytic activity
Source: RefSeq, a predicted model, not a curated record